CUCGCCGGCCUAACCCUUCUUCACCUCUCGUAAAAUGGCCGGUCCGUUGGCAUGGACGGCGAGUAAAGUCGGAGGCCUUGGUAGUGGUGGCAAUGAGAGCAAGAUGGCCGGAGAAUCCCAGUCGUGUUCACCCCCAGAGGCCGGAGCAGCAAAAUUCAAAGUGAUAAGUCGGCUGGUAUUUAUUAAUCAAGUUCUGUUUGCAGCUCAACAAAUCCUCAGCUAUCAUCUAUUCACUAGCAGUUGUCGGCAAUAUCAGAAAUCCAUCUUCUUUCCAUCACCACCGUUGACCACUGCUCACAAUUCAUUCCACCCUACUAUUUUCUCCUUCCAUCCCAGGCCUCUUGAGACUAGAUCGGUUAGAGAUAAACACAUGGAGAUCAAUCACUUUAGCCAUCACCACCGUUUGGUGCUCCUGGAUCGAGAAACGGAUACUGCUCAAAGCCCAAAACAGUGUUGCUUUGGAUGCGAGGAAGCUGUGGAGGGAUCCACCUACAGCUGUGGCAAGUGCCGUUUUUUUCUCCACAAGAAAUGUGCUGAGCUACCAGGUGAGAUCAAUCACCCCCUCCACCACCAACAUCCUCUUUGCAACUAUUUUGCUCAUGUAAAUUGCGCAAUUGAUGAAGAUCUUUUGGAAGAAGAAGAAGAAGAAGAAGAAGAAGAGUCUAAACUAUCACCAUCAGAUGACUCGACUGGUGAUGUUUCUUGUGCUUUUACGGUAAUCAAACCCGGAGAGAUAAAACAUUUUGCCCACGAACACAACUUAAUAUUCAGUGAUCGUGGGGUUAAAGAUGGCCAAAGUUGUGAAGGCUGCUUGCGUCCCAUCGCUAUUUCAUUUUAUUAUUGUGAGGACUGUGAUUUCUUUAUCCACGAGGGCUGUGCUAAGUUAUUGAAGAAGGUACGCCACUGGGCCAGCAAGCAUUCAAUGGAACUCUUUUUCUAUGUCAUUUUUUACUGUGACUAUUGCUGGUUUAGGAAUAGUGGGUUUGGCUACAAAUGUGAUGAAUCUGGCAUGAUAAUGUGCAUUCGGUGUCAUGAAAUUCCUGACACUUGUACUGUUGAAAGACAUGAGCACCCCCUUUUCUUUGACCACAAAUACGAGGGGACUUGUUGUGGUUGUGGUUUUAAAUUUAUGCGUGGUUUUAGAUGCAAGGACAAGAAAUGCAAAUUUGCCAUAGAUUACAGGUGCCUUGUGCUGCCCAAGACAGCUCGGUAUAAAUAUGAUAAUAACCAUCCUCUCGCGCUUACUUUCCGUGGUAAUCAUCAUCGGAGCCAAUGUUAUUGUGACAUAUGUGAAGAAGACAGAGACCCGAAUCAUUGGUUUUAUCAUUGUGCUGAUUGUGAUGUUUCUGCUCAUCCAUAUUGUGUGCUUUGGGCCUCUCCAUAUGUCAAGCUCGGUAAACCAUUCAGGUAUGCUGGUCAUCAUCAACAUCCUGUCAGUUUUGUGAAGAUAGACUUCAAUCCUCCUAAAUGCAACAGCUGUAAUAAGCCUUGUAGAGAUGAGCUGGCCAUUCAAUGCACAGAGUCAGAUUGCAACUACAUAGGCCACCGGUAUUGUUUAUUCUAUCGGAAUAUUCUACAUACAGAUCUCUAAGGAGGUGAGACUGGUAUUGUUGUCAUGAUAUUAAUGAGAUAUCUCAUUUGCAGUUCUUACUUUUAAAGUAAUUUUCAGUAUGUUGUUUCUAUUUGGGGAUGUGUUUGGACUAGUGUCUAGUACAUAUAUUUGUUGCAAGCAAAUAUUGGAUAUGACUAUUUGUUGAAGUUUAAAUGUAACCAUUUAGUUGUUUGGAUGUUUGUGUGUUUUGAACACCAAAAAAUGGUUGUUUCCUUG
Molecule: messenger RNA, 1828 nt
Organism: Rubroshorea leprosula
Lineage: Eukaryota; Viridiplantae; Streptophyta; Magnoliopsida; Malvales; Dipterocarpaceae
Source: the annotation of a GenBank genome assembly